UCAUCAAAACAUAUUAGUGACCCUCACGUUCUCUCUCUCUCUCUAUUAACAUCAUAUAUUUCGGAUCGCCACCCAAAAUUAGUGAACUUCACAGCUAAUAUGACCAUUUCUCAUUCCAUACUAUGACAAAACCAAAAACCACGCUUCUCUCUCUCUCUCUCUCUUUUUUUUUUUUUUUUUUUUUUGAAUAAUUCUCUCUUUUCUUUUCUUUUUUCUUUUGAGACUUUCCACAACAACCCACCUCAAAAAAGUACUGGACAAAUCAAAUUUUCUUUUCAUUUGUCUUUAUUUGCUUCUUUUUGUUUUUUGCGGGUCUUGUUGCUUUUAGGUUUCAUUUAUUGGGUUUUCUUCAACUCAAACAAUUGUUUCCUUUCUGUGUUUGGGUCAUUUCGAGGACUUUUUGUUCUUUUAAUUGACCAAAUUUAUUUGAUUCUUCUUUGCUGGGCUUCUCUCAACUUUCUUGGUUUCAGAAGCACAUUUGUUAUUGUUUUUGGAUUGGUUGGGCUCAAUUUAUGCACAUAUAUAAAUCUAAUUAAUUCUCCUUAUUAUAAUAUAUAUCAUCCAAUUUCGUGCUGUGGAUGAGUUGAAAUCUUUGGCUAUUGGAGCUAGCCGUUUUAAUUAAGUUCCAAGAUUAUGGGGUUUGUUGAUGAAAACAAGGAUGGAGGAGAGACCAGCUGUGAGAAUAAAAAUCUGAAAGAAAAACAGAAGAUGGAAGAAAAUGAAGAAGAGAAUAUGGAAGAUGAUGAUCAUCAUCACCAUCAUCAUCAUGAGGACGAAGAUGAUGAUCACCAUGGAAAUAACUUACAAUUGGGUCCUCAGUACACACUUAAAGAGCAGCUUGAAAAAGACAAGGAUGAUGAGAGCUUGAGGAGGUGGAAGGAACAGCUUCUUGGGAGUGUAGAUUUUGACAAUGUUGGAGAAACUCUGGAGCCAGAAGUAAAGAUCGUUGAACUGUCAAUCAUCUCCCCAGGGAGAUCUGACAUUGUUCUUCCUAUCCCUGAAGAUGGAAAGCCCAAAGGCUUAUGGUUUACACUGAAAGAAGGCAGCCGUUAUAGCCUCAAAUUCUCCUUCAAUGUCAGCAAUAACAUUGUCUCUGGUCUCAAGUACACCAACACUGUUUGGAAAACUGCUAUAAAAGUGGACAGCACAAAAGAAAUGAUUGGAACUUUCAGUCCUCAGCCAGAGGCUUACACACAUGUGAUGCCAGAGGAGACCACUCCCUCUGGCAUGUUUGCCAGAGGAACAUAUUCUGCCAAAUCUAAGUUCCUUGAUGAUGAUAACAAGUGCUACUUGGAAAUCAAUUACACCUUCGAUAUUCGAAAGGAAUGGGCUGCAACUUAAUUAGCCAAACCAUUAAUUAAAAUAGCAAUUAUCCUCCUGUGAUGAUGUUGUGCUGCAAUUAGUUUUUCAAGAAUUUUCAAAUCAGUCAUAACUUGUGAUUGCUUUCAUAGUUAUGAUAAGUUAUGUGAGUGCUUUCAUAGUUUUGAUAAUUACUAUACUUUUCCUGCUAGUGAUAUAUAUUGAUUUUCAAAACUUGGGGUCUAAGAAAAGAAACAGUUUGUAGAGUGAGGAAAUUCUUUGGUAAUUAUGUCUAAUAAAAAGAAGAAAGCUUAUAGCCUGUUCUUAUAUAUAAAUAUAUAUAUUUCUUUCUUUUAAUUA
Molecule: messenger RNA, 1659 nt
Organism: Humulus lupulus (European hop)
Lineage: Eukaryota; Viridiplantae; Streptophyta; Magnoliopsida; Rosales; Cannabaceae
Product: rho GDP-dissociation inhibitor 1-like
Exons: 5
Coding region: 634-1341 (235 amino acids)
Biological process (GO): Rho protein signal transduction
Cellular component (GO): membrane; cytosol; cytoplasm
Molecular function (GO): protein binding; Rho GDP-dissociation inhibitor activity
Source: RefSeq, a predicted model, not a curated record